This is a messenger RNA of Amorphotheca resinae ATCC 22711, 2079 nucleotides long. RefSeq lists its product as hypothetical. The record is from RefSeq and is a predicted model, not a curated record. Gene Ontology annotation, cellular component: transcription repressor complex; nucleus. Gene Ontology annotation, biological process: negative regulation of transcription by RNA polymerase II. Lineage: Eukaryota; Fungi; Ascomycota; Leotiomycetes; Helotiales; Amorphothecaceae. The coding region runs from base 109 to 2079 and encodes 656 amino acids. The transcript is spliced from 4 exons. Gene Ontology annotation, molecular function: protein binding.
AACAGCUUCGCAACAAUAUCUCACUUCACAACCGUCUCCCCGACCAGAAAACCCCGGCCUCGAAUAGCUUCAACCAUUAUAUGUUCGUUGUACGGUGAAUGAAAACGUAUGGCUGGGUCGAGCAGCCGCAAUGCGUCUCCGUUCAGAGAUCCCGAGGACGAUGAUUCCGCCAUAAUCUCUACACGGGGGCUGGAGGCAUUCGGGAGAAAGGUUACCACCACGGCGGGACACCUGAUGGGGCCUAUAACGGAUCCUUCUUCGAGCGCCCACUACCAAAAUGCGAUGAGCGACCUACAUAGACAAUUAAGGCGGCCAAACAUACAACGAAGCGUCUUCUCUCUUGCGAGGACGAGCCCUACAGAUCUGGUGCGCUCGAAACUGUCUACCUCGGAGAUCCAAUACCGUGCCCUCUCAUACCUACCCGACGAGCUUUUGAACAACAUCCCAGACGACGAUAAUGCCUACUCAUUAUUCCAAGGCUUCCAAGCCACCUUGCCGGAGAAUAGUCCGGAUGGCAAGCGGCAUCGAAGACGCACGUCGAGGGGGAGGAAGUUGAUAGAGGAUGGGAAAUCGGAAUCAGAUACACCUCCUACGCUGGCGAAACUCCAGAAGGACCAGGCUACCUUAAAUCACCAAUUAGAGAUGAUGAGCAUCCGCAAGAAUAUGGCGAGCAGCGAGAUUCGUGAAAUUGACAACAAGAUUGCCAACCUUAAUGGCAUGAGGAAGAUAGUGCUGGAACGGUUAGCCGGGCUGGAACAAGAAGAGGCAUUAUUAGAGCAUGACAUACUGGACGUAGAGAAUAGACUGGAAGAAGCGCAGGAGCAGCUCGCUGAGGCUGAGGCGCUAGCCCAAACGAAAACGGCUGAGGAGUCCGGGGAAGCAGAGGAUUCUGCGAUGGAUGCUUCGUUCAUGUCUGAAUCGAUAUAUGAGAAGUUGCCUUCAGCAAAUACCACCCCUACACGGACGAAGCGGCAUAAGACGAUUCGUAGGAAAUCUAUGCCUAUUUUACAUGAGCAUUUCGAGCCCGGGUCUAACAUCCGAGAGCUCCAAGCUCACACUGAUAUGAUCACGGCACUGGAUUUCGAUGUUCCAUUUGGCACAAUGGUUACAUCGGCUCUAGAUGACACUGUCAGGGUGUGGGACAUGAGUGCAGGACGGUGUAUAGGCUUUCUUGAAGGUCACACUGCAUCUGUACGGACCCUACAAGUAGAGGACAAUAUUGUAGCCACGGGAUCCAUGGAUGCUACCGUUCGAUUAUGGGAUCUCAGCAAAGCCCGCUACGAACCCCAAAGUAACCGAAUCAACAAGGAGACCGACGAAGAUGAGGACCCAUUAGCGUUCGGGAGUCCAGAUGACGAGCAGGUUCUCCCAUCUCCUGGGAGCAUGGUGGAUUGUCCUCUCUUCACAUUAGAAGCACAUGUGGACGAGAUCACAGCGUUGCAUUUCACGGGCGACACUCUUAUCUCAGGAUCAGCAGACAAGACACUCCGGCAAUGGGAUCUCGUGAAGGGCCGAUGUGUUCAGACUCUGGAUGUCAUGUGGGCAGCAGCCCAAGCCUCAGCCACAAUAGGCUCAAAUGAAGGCGCAUGGCGGCAAACCAAUCGAUUACCAGACGCUUCAGCGGAUUUCGUCGGCGCAGUGCAGGUCUUCGACGCCGCCCUGGCCUGUGGUACAGCUGAUGGGAUGGUUCGCUUAUGGGAUCUGAGGAGCGGGCAGGUUCAUCGGAGUCUCGUAGGACACACGGGACCCGUGACAUGUCUACAGUUUGACGAUGUGCAUCUAGUUACUGGGAGUUUGGACCGAAGUAUCCGAAUCUGGGAUCUCAGAACAGGAGCCAUCCACGACGCCUACGCCUACGACUCCCCGAUCACAAGCAUGAUGUUCGACAGCCGGCGCAUCGUGGCCGCCGCCGGCGAAGACGUGGCUAAAGUGUACGAUAAGACAGAUGGGAGGCAUUGGGAUUGCGGGGCGGGCGUCGAGGAGAACAGCAAAGCGGCCAUUGUCGAGCGCGUUCGUAUCAAGGAUGGCUACUUGACCGAGGGCCGCAGAGAUGGUGUCGUGGGUAUCUGGACAUGUUAA